This is a messenger RNA of Ceratitis capitata (Mediterranean fruit fly), 1676 nucleotides long. RefSeq names its product protein hold'em (gene hdm). NCBI's taxonomy places the organism in Eukaryota, Metazoa, Arthropoda, Insecta, Diptera, Tephritidae. Bases 221 to 1660 code for a protein of 479 amino acids. Gene Ontology annotation, biological process: resolution of meiotic recombination intermediates. Gene Ontology annotation, molecular function: single-stranded DNA binding; single-stranded DNA 3'-5' DNA exonuclease activity. The record is from RefSeq and is a predicted model, not a curated record. The transcript is spliced from 3 exons.
UCAACUCAUUUUUAUAACAACUAAACGAUUUCAACUGUUAAAUCGAUAAUAAAGUUUCUGCUGUAGUAACUUGGCAACAAAAUGUAACAACUCUGUACGUAAUGCACUAAACGUAACUUGGCAGCACUGCACGUUUGUUAACGGCUAACUGCAACAUUUUCCGCAUCCGUUAUUUGAAAGAAAAAAUUAUGCAGUUGAUUUUAAUUUACAAUUUUCGAAAAUGGCCGGAAUUGUACCGAAAAAAAUUGCUGAACUCAAUGUAGACACGAGAAAUGCUUUAAUUACUGCUAUUAUUCUUACGAAAACUACGCCGAAUACUUUUCUUUCACGCGACUCAAAUGAAUAUCGUGGCGUUAUCACUUUUACGCUACGCGACUCCAAGCGACACAUUAUCAAUUGUAAAGUGUGGGGUACCAAAGAGCAAGUCACUGAUUAUAGUCGCAAUUUCAAAAUUUACGACAUUAUCGACGUCAUCACACCGAGCAUUGUGCCUACGCUUGUCUAUGAGAAGUCCACUUGGGCCGAUAAUGCGCAUUUUCAGCCACUACCCACAGUGCCAUAUUCAUUAGUGGUGAAUGAAGGUCAAGGACGUUUGGACAAACAGAACUAUAGAGAUAUUGACACAUUUCGCGAAUUACACAAUCUACGCCGUGUUCCACAUAAGCCGCUCUGUAGUGCGUUGAAAUUGCAGGAUAUACGCUAUAGUACGAAGGAAAGCAAUGCAAAAGCACAAUUUGUCGAUUUACUGGUAUUGGUGGCUAACCAACGGCCAGUAAAGGAAGUGCGUAGUAAGCGUAGUGGGGAAUUGCUGAGCUGUCUUGAAUUAAUAGUGAUCGAUAGCAGUUAUGCUGAUGGUGUUAUACUGAGUAUUUGGCAGCCAGAUUGGAUAUUACGCGCUCAGCAGUACUGGGAAGCAAAUCGUACUGUUCUGUAUUUAAUAGAAGUGAAACUUAGUUAUUCGGAAUUUUAUAAAAGUACAACCUUAUCAUUCACCGGUCGUACACUGGCCUAUGAAAAUCCCAUAGGUGAGGAAGUGGAUGCAUUAGUACAGUUUGCCGCGGGUGCGGCGAAUAAAUCUUGGGACGCGUUGGCUUUUACAAUGAAUAAUCAACAAGAUGCUGAUAAAAUAACCACACAAAUGACUGUAAAACAAAUUUAUGCACGCGCUGAGGGUCAUCUCAAAGAUGAUGCAGACCAAUUUACCGCCAUUCUUUAUGCUAUGCUAACACACUUCGAUUUCGAUGGCACCACACAAAUUGUUAGCCGUAGAUGCAAAUCCUGCCAGGCGUUGCUUAAAAGGAAUCAAACAAUCUGUGAAUCAGCGCAGUGCCAAUUCACCUUCUCACUUAACCACGAAGGUGAAAAGUACGAAUAUUUCUUCAACAUGAAUGUGCAAUUUACCGAUCACACUGGCACUUUGUUGGAAGGACGUCUCUCCGGCGCUGUAGCUGAGCGGAUCUUAGCACUAACACCACUGGAAUAUCAAGCAUUAAACGAUGAGGAGAAAGAAAAACGCAAAUGGAAAUUUCUUAUGGAACAUUUAGAAGUGAAAUUGCUUAUACGAAAAGCAAAUGCGGUGCGACGGCAACUGAGUAUACUUGUGGUGGAUAUGAAACUCAUAGAAAUACCUGCUUUGGCUGCAAAAAUCAGCGUUUUUUAAUAAAUCAACGUGUAUG